This is a messenger RNA of Vicia villosa (hairy vetch), 2046 nucleotides long. RefSeq lists its product as uncharacterized. Lineage: Eukaryota; Viridiplantae; Streptophyta; Magnoliopsida; Fabales; Fabaceae. The record is from RefSeq and is a predicted model, not a curated record. Gene Ontology annotation, biological process: telomere maintenance; DNA repair. Gene Ontology annotation, molecular function: DNA helicase activity. The coding region runs from base 1 to 2046 and encodes 681 amino acids. The transcript is spliced from 3 exons.
AUGCACAAAUAUUGCCAUGAAACUGAGGUCACUAGGAAAAACCGUCAGAGCAUUAAGGAUUGGUUUUCUUAUCGGUUACAACAACGUCACAAAGAGGAAAAAACACUACUUUACUCAAGACGUCUAUUUCAACAAUUCUUAGUCGACGGUUAUGCUAUGAUGGAAUCCGAACGACUGAAUUGGUUAUGGGAUAAUCAAUCAAAGUUAAGAGUGGGCAAAUGUAAUAAUUUGACCACUCAAACUGAUGGCGAUAGAAGAAAUGAACACCAGAAGCAGGGAAAACGAGCUAUUUUGCCAUCAACAUUUGUUGGUAGCAAGAGAUAUAUGGAUCAACUAUAUUUUGACGGUAUGGCCAUUUCAAGUCGAUUGGGAUUCCCUGAUUUAUUUGUUACAUUUACCUGCAACCCAAAUUGGCCUGAAAUUAGAAGAGCAUUGUCAAGAAUAGGACUACAACCCCAUGAUAGGCCAGAUAUCAUUUCAAAAGUUUUCAAAAUAAAGUUUGAUACCCUCAUGGAUGAUAUUACAAAACACCAUGUCGUCGGAAAAGUUAUUGCAUAUGUGUACACCAUCGAAUUCCAAAAGCGGAGAUUGCCACAUGCGCACAUAUUGAUAUUCCUGCACCCUCAGAGCAAAUACCCAACACCAUCUGACAUAGACAACAUCAUUUCUGCUGAGAUUCCCGACCCGACUGUUCAUCCCAAUUUAUACAAGUUGGUUAAGGCACAUAUGAUGCAUGGACCCUGUGGCCUCGCGCGGAUGAACUCACAAUGUAUGGAGAAUGGAAGAUGUUCUAAAUACUAUCCCAAAAAGUUUAUUGAACACACCAUUGUUGAUGCAGAGGGAUAUCCACUUUAUAGGAGAAGAUCAAAAACCUUCACUAUUGAAAAAAAUCGUAUCACCUUGGACAACCGACAUGUAGUUCCGUAUAACACCAGAUUUCUUAUGAAAUACCAGGCACAUAUAAACAUGGAAUGGUGUAAUCAGAGUACUUCCAUAAAAUAUCUUUUCAAAUAUAUCAAUAAAGGCUAUGAUAGAAUAACAACAACAGUUUCAACAAAUAACAAUCAACCUGUUGAUAAAAUCCAACAAUAUCUCGAUUGCAGGUAUGUCUCCCCCAACGAAGCAUGUUGGCGCAUUUACUCUUACAAUAUUCAUGGCAGAAAACCAGUUGUGGAACGUAUGUUCUACCAUUUGGUUGGGGAGAAACCUAUCUACUACACAGAUUAUGCACGCAUGGAAAAUGUGCUGGAAACUGCAAGUGUGACUGAAUCAAUGUUUACUGCAUGGCUGGUGGCAAAUGCUAAAUAUGAAGAAGCACGAAAAUUAACUUACGGUCAAUUUGUCUCAAAGUUUGUUUAUCACAAAAAACAAAGAGAAUGGAAACCACGUAAAAGAGGCUUCACCAUUGGACGUCUCAUAUGGGUUCCGCCAACUGCUGGUGAACUGUUUUAUCUCCGCAUGAUGUUGACGGUAGCAAAAGGACCGAUAACUUAUGAGGAAAUCAGGACAAUGGGUAACAUCCAGUUUGAUACAUUUAGAGAUGUGUGCUUUGCAAUGGGAUUUCUUGAAGACGACAAAGAAUACAUAGCUGCUAUAAAGGAGGCAAGUCAUUGGGGAACAAUCUUGGCUCCUAUUAUCAUCAUGAUUUUGUCGAGUGCUGUUAAUCGAUCUACACAUGUUUGGGAACAAUCUUGGCUCCUAUUAUCUGAUGGUUUCUUACAUGCACAAAGAGCGUUGGCUGCAAAUCCAGAUGAGCAAAGAGGUAUUUAUGAAAAAAUUAUGCAAGCUGGGGAGUCUCAGAAUCCUGCCGUUUUCUUCCUUCAUGGUUAUGGUGGUACCGGAAAGACAUAUAUGUGGAGAACACUCGCAGCAGCUUUAAGAUCAAAACAUGAUAUAUGUUUAACUGUUGCAACUAGCGGUAUAGCCUCUUUGUUACUUCCAGGAGGUAGAACUGCACAUUCAAAGUUCAGGAUACCGGUACCAACUAUGGACAAUUCUACUUGCAAGGUUGAAUACAACGAUGAUGUUGCAGACAUGCUACGAUAG